AUGUCUUUCCCCCAGGAUCCUCGGCAGCGCCGCGGCGGAGCCGGGAGAGGCUUCAGCUCAACCGGCGGACGAACUGCCAUGGGAUAUUGGUUACCCUUGGCCUUGACCGCUGGAAUUGCAACUAUCAGCAUUGCCGCUUGGAUCUGGAGCGAACGAAACGACGAUGACGACGAAGACGAUCAACCCCACGACGGCGAUGUCCCUUAUCCUCCCCCUUCUGUUCCGAGCAGUGACUUCCCCCCACCUGCAUAUGGCGCUGGAGAUUAUGCACGAGGUACAGGUGCAGAAGUGCUCCCCGGUGAUGCUUCGUAUGACCAUGGUAUGAUGGCGCGCAUGCAGGGCGCUCUGCGCCGCACCCCAAGUCCUCAGCAAAUCUUCGAUGGCGCCAGCAAGAGAGUUGUAGCAGGUGUUACUGCUGCAGGAGCUUUCGUUGGUGGUGCCCUCACCUCUAUUCGCGAAGAGAACAAAGGCGACUUCGAGGACCACUCCAGAUGGUCGGAAGAAGCUCAAAAUAGAGCUCAUGAGAGGAGUCAACAAGCAGCAGUCGCGCCAACUAUGAGUGGUGGAUUGCCUAGUCGUGGAGUCAAUGCAGGCCAGUCCUUCGAGAAGAAGAAGAAGACUGUUGCGAUUGUUGUUUCCUCGCUUUCGCCGGCUGAAUCCGAUGACUAUGCCUCUGAGCAUGCAUCUAUCCUCUCACAUCUUCCUGAACACAUUGACUUGGAAACCUCCAAGGUAUUCAUUUUGAUCUACGCUCCGGACUUGAAACACGCUAUCAAGCAGGGAGGCUCCUCUGGGCCCACGCUCUCUCUCGCCUCGUCUUAUUCGAAUAUUGCCACGGAAGAAGCUGCUUCUUCUGGAGAACUGGCCUCCGGCGAAUUGGCUGCCGUCGAACCUCGCGAAGAUGGCUUGGAGGGCACAAGCCACUUCUUCAAGACACUCUACACACAGGCCCAAGCGCUGGUUGAGAAGGAGACUAUGAUCAUGCCCUUCAGCACAGCUAGUGGAUAUGUGCACCUCGUCCGACACCUGUCUCCCGAUCUUGUCUAUGUUCAGGAGUCUCUGACCGGCAAUGAAGGCGAUGCAGUCCAGCACAUCUCUGGAUGGGUUCGCCAGGUCAUUGUUGUGGUUGGGGACGAGGGUGGCCGAGGUGGGCUCAUCGACAGCGAUGAUGAGUCUGCUCUUGGUGAGAAGGGAGAGAAAUGGUGGCAGAAAGAAGGCACAACAGGCAUCGGUAAACGUAUUGACGUCGUCGAUGUCCUCCGAGUAGGCGAUGACUGGCGACGACGCGUGCGUGAUCUGGACUAG
Messenger RNA from Penicillium antarcticum, 1305 nucleotides. RefSeq lists its product as uncharacterized. NCBI's taxonomy places the organism in Eukaryota, Fungi, Ascomycota, Eurotiomycetes, Eurotiales, Aspergillaceae. The transcript is spliced from 2 exons. The record is from RefSeq and is a predicted model, not a curated record. Bases 1 to 1305 code for a protein of 434 amino acids.